AUGCUCGUGGCAUCUCGCGCGCACGCGCGGGUGUGCGCGCACGGACGAGCGCACGUCACGCCCACCGCGCGCGCGCGAUCACGCGCGUCACGCGCGAUAACGACGCGCAGGAAAAGUAACGAUGAUGAUGAUGUUGAUGACGCGCCCGGGACGAAUGAUGAUUUCGAAAGCGUGGACACCCCGGCGUGGGCGAAAGAUUUAACGAUCGAUCCAGAGACUGGUGAUUUGAUCGUCGAGUCCACGGGGAAGCCGCUGAACGAGUUUGGGGCGACGAGGUUUGAUUUAUACGUCAGAGCGUUGCGAGGCGAGUACGACGCCGCGGAUAGCGAAACGCAGACGGAGGAGAAUUCUGUCGGUGAGAUCUUCGAGACGAUUCAGCAGUUCCCGUGUAAGUACACGUAUCAGGUUGUGUGUUUGAAGGCGGACGUCGAGGACGAGGGGUUCGUGCGGUCGGUCGUUCGACGCGUCGUGGGCGGAGACGCGACGGUGAAGGCGGAGGUCGUGAUAAAGGACAGGGGGCACACCGGGAAGUACGCCGCGAUAUGGGCGUCGACGUGGGUGUACAGCGCGAAGGAGGUGAACGAGUGCAUUUUAGAGCUCAAGGAAAAUCCAAAGGUCAUCAUGUGCUAUUAG
Ostreococcus tauri is the source of this 633-nucleotide messenger RNA. RefSeq lists its product as uncharacterized. The record is from RefSeq and is a predicted model, not a curated record. Bases 1 to 633 code for a protein of 210 amino acids. The transcript has a single exon. Lineage: Eukaryota; Viridiplantae; Chlorophyta; Mamiellophyceae; Mamiellales; Bathycoccaceae.